CGGCGAAGUAGUCAUUUGAACUGAUUUUUGUGUUGUCAAAAAUAAAUUCAUGAAGUUUUGUAGUGUUUUAAAUAUUAAGGAAGGUUUAAAAGAUGUAAUAAAUCUAAAAGUAAUUAAAUAAUAAAAUAAUAAUUGCGUGAAGAAAGUUAAAAAGCGUUUAAUAACUCCUUGACCGGUUUACUAAAGUUUAUUCGCGCCUCGACAAAUAACAGGGAACCGGCAGCCAUGUUGUAAGUCUUGUCAAGCAUCAUGGGUUAAGAGUGCGGAAUAUGCAAGCAGCAAAUCGCUUAAAAAAAUCGUUUUGUAUACAUGCAGAACAGUGCAUUUUAUCUAUAAACUGUGUUUCUUUUGAACGGUAGUUACAGCGGAUCGCCUAGUGGUCGCGAAAGUGAUGUUUCUGCGCAUUUUUACGGUCAGAGUGCAAUGUCGUACUAGCUAGCGCAGGGAGUCGUCUACUGCCUGGCCAACGACUGCGAGCUUCCAGCAUCCCCAAUUGCGGGAGGUGAGUUAAACGGACGUCGGGACCGUUGUUCUAACGUCUUGGGGUCGCGUCCGGUGCCGGUUUCGACAAUAUGACACGUGCGAAAUAGUAAACAAGGAUUUUAGGCGAUAAUGGCCAAAAUUCUAGGCAAGGAUCAGGCCACGUACGCGAAGGAACGCGACGUCUUCCUUCGGGAUUUGCAGCAUUUUCAUGAAAUUCGAGGGACGCCAUUCAAGCGAGCCCCUACUCUCGGAGGCAAGGAGGUCGACUUAUAUCUCCUUUACACUCUUGUUACUUCACAAGGCGGAUGGUUGAGGGCAAAUUCGAAAAACACGUGGCCUCAAAUUUUGCCGUUGUUGAAGUUACCAACGUCUUGUGUCAAUGGAAGUGUCGCUCUCAAACAGAUUUACUUGAGAUAUUUGGACCGAUGGGAGAAGGUUCAUUUUCUUCACGAAGACGCCGAUCGUGCCAGCGAUGACGACGAAGAGAGCAGGCAUAAGCGCUGGUCCGCAAGAUCUCUGCAUUCGAUACCUUGUAAUUAUAACUAUGCGCAACAUAAUGUUUCCGAUGCCCAGAGGGAAUUUAACCAUUUGUCAACCAACCUCUACAAAGCAUCAGACUAUGACAGAUUGUCCUUGUCUUUAGUAUCUCCCUUGCCCAAUGAACAAGAUUUUGCCAUCAAUGUAUGUACACUUCUCUCCAAUGACGGCAAGCAUACAUUAAAACUCGACAAACAUCCCACUUUAAUAAACUACCUACUAGCUCAUGCUGGAGUGUUCAGCCAUAGCUCUCUUCGACAAAUAUUCACCCACUACUACAGUGUAAUAAGAAAACGACCCAUUCACAAUUUCUGGAAAGAAGUGCUGGAUUCACAAGAAUUUCUCGAUCUGACUAACGAAACCAAGUUCCCAUCUGAUCUGGAAGUUUCCAAAAAAACCACACCCCUAAUUGUUGGAAAAGAAGACGAGUCAACACUUUUAGCUCUAACUGGCGUAAAUGAAGAUCAAUCGAAUGACAACACAGACAAUACAGAUACACCGGACUGUGAGAUAAUUGAAGAUAAUUGUGAUAAUUUUAAAUUAAAGAUUAACCCAGAGGAUAACGAACUAUUUAGCAUAAAACGAGCGCUCGGUACUCAAGACUAUGUAGGACAAAGAGUGUUACAAGUAGCCACGAUUUUAAGAAAUCUUAGUUUUAUAGAGGAAAAUGUACAGGUGUUGGUGAAAAACACUUCAUUUGUUAGGUUUUUAUUGUUGUGUAGUAUUUCGCGAUGGAACAUGUUAAAAAAUCUCGGCUUAGAUAUGUUAAGCAAUGUAGCGGCUGAAUUCAUUGUUAGAGACUUACAAAAUGACUUACUCGCAACCAAUCUUCUUAAAAUUAUAACUAAAGGAUUGAAGAGUCAAGAUAGGGCCGAAUGUCUGUCGUCACUUGAAGUAUUGAACAAAUUGUGUCAGAAUGAACAGAACGAGGAUAUCAUGCAGAGGUCUUUGGAGGCUCAUGUGUACAAGAGUGUGUGUUCUUUUUUGACACUACAUGAUGUUAUGUUGUUGAUUUAUACGUUGGAAUGUUUGUAUUCCUUAUCGUCACUCGGUGAAAGAUCCUGUAAUUUUAUCAUUAUUAAUCAUGGCGUUAUUGAUACAUUGGUGGCUUUGGUAACAGUGGAAGGAAAGAGUUAUGGACCAAAAGCAUGUAUCGGUAUGAAAUUGGUGGAAACUUUGCCUAGUGGAACUAGUCAACAGGCACAGGUUACAACUGCAACUCCAUCUCAACCUAUUCAACUUUCGAAUACAGUUCCUAGUUCUGCACCAACACAGACUGUGACCUCCCUUAGUUCCGUCUCGCUGUCUAAUUCCAAUUCAAGUUCGACUGUUGUGACAACUUUAACAAGUACCCCAGUAAUGAGUAGCAGUCCUACGCCGAAGUUGACUAUCCCCAGUACCCCCAUUAGACAGGUUAACAUUCAACCCCAAAGGCUGAUUCCCAUCAAUCCUGCACCUAUAACACCAACUGUAACUGCAACACCUACACCAUCUGUCAUCCAAUCCACAUCAAAUAUGACACCGCAACAGAUGAUUCAGCAACAGCAUGCACAUCAGCAAGCAAUUCAUGAAAACGAACAAUUUGCUCUAGCUUGGUUAAGGGCCACUUAUGAGCCUUGCGGUACCGGAAAAGUUGAUCAUCAGGAAGUUUACAAACAUUAUUUAAAUUCGUGUUCGACUAUUGGAAGGCGAGGUGUCAUUUCUCCAUUACAUUUUCCUCGAUGCGUUAGAUCAAUAUUUGGUGGCACUGUGGGCCCCAACCCCAUGAAACCGACCAAUCCGAACGACCCGCAGUUCUACGAAGGCAUCAAGGUGCGAGACAAACCCCUUUUAAUCAAUCUCCCACCCUCCUCAGUUCCAAAACCUGUCAGUACGCCGACUGUACCUGCUGUUGUCGCUAACCCCAAACCCCAGCAGGUGCGUCGAAAGUCCGUGCAACCCGUUGUAGUUAACACGCCCACUACCGUUGACAAAUCGGGGCUGACAGUUGUAGCGGACAAUAACGGCACUACGGACGGUGUUUCUGUGCCAUCUCCCGCCUCCCCAAUACUUAAGGCACAACUUAGCGCGCCUCCCAAACAGAGGGAUGGCACCCCCUCACCUGUCUCGAGCAAAGGCGAUAUGAAAAGCCAGGCUAUGGCACAUCCGCACCUUAGCCAAGCACUCCUAGGCUGCACAUCAGCGACAACUGUACCCUGUACAUCGACUGUAACUGUUGGUAGUAGUGGUGGUACGAAAGAGAUCCAAUCAUCAGGUCAAACAAGUAACACGUCGCUCAUAAAAAGCCUUCUGGCGACAAAGGUAGCGGCUAGGCAACAACGACUACUAGCCCAACAAAGCCAACAACCAUCACUGGAUGGUCUGAACAAAACGCCCAUCAAGGACGCCAUGAAACCAGGAAGAUUGAAUGGAGUCAGGCAACUAUUCACCGAUAACGAUGUUGGUGAUCCUUCCGUUUCUUCUACCACCCAGUUCACUGACCUGACGAAAGGCAAGAAAGAACCUCCCCAACCUCCUCCUCCACCUCUGGCGCCACUCAGCAACAACGUUAAGGGGGGGAGACCGCAAAGAAUAGACAACGAAGAUAGUGAUUCUAUUGGUAAUAAUUCCUUGGCAUCUAGCUCGGGAAUAGGGACAGUAGGUAUAGGAGGCGUAUCUUCAACAGAGGAUGGCGACAAUUCCUUAACGAGUUUCGAAGGCCUACUUAACGGCAUUCCAACUAUAGAAAAUGCCCUUAACGAAGAUAGUAAUUCCAAAGAUUUUGUAAAAAUUUCUAGUAGUGAAAUAUGUGUGAAUAAACCCCUUAGGUUAGCUGAUCUAUUAGAAAAAAAGUUUGAAAAGAGUCCGCCGCUUUUGAAUGGCGGGCUUGGAAAAGAGUUAAGACUGGGAGAAAAGACCAUGGAUUUGGUUGAGAAUCACAUUGAGAAAGCACUUAGUAGAGAGAUGGAAAAUAGUCCGGAAAAGUGUGUUAGGAUGGAUGUUGAGGGUGCUUUAAAACGUAGUUCGUCUGAUGAAAUCGUGGAAAUCGAAGCAAAAAGAGCCCUUCUAUCGAGUAAUAUUAACGGUUCCUCUAUGGCAGACUCACUAGCACCAGAUUCCUCGAGCUCCAAUGGUGACGAUGGGCCCUCGACUGUCUCUACAGCAGCAGCUAAACUUUUUGCUGAUAUAGCUGCAGACAUUCUCGAAGACGAGGACGAAGAACAACUUAUGCAGGAAGCACAAAGACAUACUCCUGCGCAAAUCGUAACUGAUAAUUCACCUCAAAUGCAAAUUCAGACGCAAAGUCCCUUAUCUCAUCAAAUCAUGAUGGAUCAUAAUAAUCAGCAGGUGUUGUUAACACAGCAGAGGCAGAUUAUUGUUUCGUCAGGGGGGCCGUUGCCUACAACCAACCAAAUGGUUAUAUCCGGUACUCCCAUGAAAACACAAACAGGCCAAACUGUUAUAGUUCAAAAUACAUCUGGUCAACGCUCCAUGAUGCUUGCCCAACAAAACAGCGGGGGUCAGAUCCUUCUUUCCCAAGGCCUCCAGGGUCAAAUGCAAAUCGUCGCUUCUUCGCAGCCUGGUCAGUAUGUACUUCAGACAGGUGGAGGUGGACAACAAUACGUAGUUGCUCAACCACAAACCGGUAUGGUCCAUGGGUCACAGCCACAGACUGUGCUGCUAGCACAGACAGCACAGCAACAGGGCACUGGUGCAAAGACUAUCAUUAUUUUGCAACAGCAACCGCCGCCUGGGACGCCUCAACAGCAUCAGAAGGUAGUGGUCACCCCACAAGGACAGCAGGUUGUAGUAACUCAAGUUCCUAGGCCAGUUAUGCACACUUCAUCGGUUUCCAACAACUUACCACCUGUUACCAAAGUAAUUAAAUCAGUGGCCUCUAGUAAUACAAGUACUAAUACUACACAAACACAAAACGUAAAUAUAAUGACUGAGAGAAAGAAAGAGGAGGAAAUAAAGAAGAAGGCAAGAGAUUUAACUACGCCAUACAUUUGUGAAUGGAUCGAUUGUAAUAUUGACAAAAUAUUCAAAUCAGCAAACGAAGUUUACCUCCAUGCCACAGCUUCACAUUGUCCAUCGGGAAGUGAGGAGAUAACCUGCCAGUGGGAUAGGUGCGACAACAUGAAAAGAAAAAGGUUUUCUCUCAUGACCCAUCUCCAUGAUAAACAUUGUAACACGGAGGCAAUGAAACAAAGUUUGGUGAAACGGAAACAGGCAGCUCACACUAACAAACCGGAGCCCGUUUCACCCGCAACCCCUAGUCCGCAUCCAGGAUAUGCACCUGAUGCAGCUUUACAUGCAAUCAAAAGGCAUGCUUUGGAAUUUGUCAAUCCGAAGGAAUUACAAGAUGACAAUGAGGGGCCAGUUACAAAAAGUAUUCGUCUGACAGCAUCUCUAAUUUUAAGGAAUCUUGUUAUUUACAGCAGUCAUUGUAAGAGGUACUUAAAAUCACACGAAUCCCACUUGGCUAAUGUGGCGCUGAGCAAUGUAGAAUCAUCAAGGACAAUAGCACAAAUUUUGUUUGAUAUGAACGAUUCGACGCAUAGGUGACCUAAACGCAAAAGUGACUGGUGUACAGGAACGGACUCAAAGUGAAAAAAAUAUGAGAAAAAAAAACUAUUGUGUAAAUUAUUUAAAGAAAAAAAAUGAAAGUGUACAAAAGUUUAGUUAGUUAAGUAGCUAUAAGAGCCUAAUUGUUAUUUUUUAUAUUAUUUUACCUAGUGUGAACGAAUUCUUGGACUAUCGGAAAAACUUCUUUGACACACCCUCCGGAGAGGCACUGCAUUGUAAAAAAAGAUGACUUUUAUCCCAUUAGACACUGCAUUGUAUAAAUUGUUCUAUCCGUGCAAUUUCAAUGGCUAUAUGAUGUUGGCUAUUCUGUGUAUAUAGUUCUAUAUCUCAGUCUAUGGUGAAGAUUAUUCGUUAAUUGUAUCACCUACUUAUCAAACGUGUCCCUCGAAUGUUAUAUUUAGCAUCUUUGUUAAGUUUGGCAACUUGAUAAAAAUUGCGGGCGAACCUUUGCAAAUUAGUUACGAUGACAGCUGAAUUUGUUUUAUCUCCAAUAUAGUCGCGCGUUUAUAGGAAUUUUAAACAAGUUAACAAAGCUGACAACUGACAUCUGUCAACCUUCUCAAGUUGUUUAUAUAAACAGUCAGGUCUAGGCAGAAGUUAAAAUCUUAGGUAUGGUUUCAAGUACAAUUUUAAAGAUUUAACUAACAUCAACAGAUGACAUUUAAAUUGAUUGGGAAACUUCUAAACAAUUUUGGCUAUACGAG
Molecule: messenger RNA, 6293 nt
Organism: Psylliodes chrysocephalus
Lineage: Eukaryota; Metazoa; Arthropoda; Insecta; Coleoptera; Chrysomelidae
Source: the annotation of a GenBank genome assembly